Molecule: messenger RNA, 1852 nt
Organism: Ectocarpus siliculosus
Lineage: Eukaryota; Phaeophyceae; Ectocarpales; Ectocarpaceae
Source: the annotation of a GenBank genome assembly
GUGUGUCGGUACCUCGCCGAUCACCUGCUCACGCCGGCCCUGCGGUGCGCCAACAACCUUCUGCCCGAGCCCGCGGCCAACGCGGCCAGCGCGGCGCUCAGGGAGAUGACAGGCGGGGCGGGGCAGCUCCCGCCUAGGGAGUUCUACGAGGCGGUGAAGGCGGUGUCGAAGGCGGCUGCGGGUCUGGAGGAGCACCACCGAGAGGUUGUGGCGAAAGGGAUGGAGGACACGCCGACCCUCCGCACGAUCGCCAGCGAGACCAAGAAGAGCCUCCUGCACAGGGUGGACGCGUGGACGGUGAGAGUGCUGGAGGACGCCAUGAGGCUGCUCAUCCUGUACGCGGAGAAGCAGAUGUCUCUCAGGUCUAGCAAGAGCGACUACUGUCCCAAGGAGGAGACCGCCGCGAUCGAGGCCACCAGGACUGUCAAGGCGGUGUCCUCCGUGCUGGAGGAGCAACACAGUGUCUUCGUAGACUGUCUCAAGGAGGUGGACCAAAGAGUUGACCUCCGGAUGCUCUGGGAGAGCGUCGGACUCCGGGUUCACGAGUUGUUCGUGGAGCACCUAAAGAAGACGAAGGUCAACGUGAUCGGUGCUUUUAUCUUGGCGAACGACGUCAACCGCCUACAGGAGGUCUUGGGGAGGUUUGGGUGCGAGGGGGUAACCUCGGCGGCGGAGGAGCUGCGGGAGAUAGCCAACCUCUACGUCGUGCCACCGGAAAAUCUGCUCUCGCUCAUGGAGCAGGGAAGGCUAAUGGGAGCUGGUGGGGUUCGUGCGGAUGCGAGCGGACUAUCACACGGGCGUCGGUUCGAGGUCUCUGUGGGCGAAGGAGUUGUUCCCGCACGACGAUCACGGGGUCAACUUCGCCCAAGCGCUCGGCGGGAGGGGUUGACGAGGUUGACGAGGGGACUGCUGUGCUCCUCGUCCAAGGCCAAGCCCAGCCUGCGGUGUGUGAAGUUUGGCAAGGGUGGUGGGAGCUCGGCUCCUUGACUACGAAGCCAUUUUCUGAGCACGCACCGGGUGUUAGACAACAACUAUUCGUGGCGUUGGAGGAGGGAGUGGUGGGUGGUAUUUAUGAAUUUUCUAGCCGACGAGAUGUUUUUCCUUCCGUUUUCGAUUGGAUAAUUGUCACAAGUCUGGCGUUUCACCAUUCCCCCAUCGUCAACGACAGUGGCAUAUUCGGGGUGGGCCAUGAGGGCUGCCACUUCUUCGAGAAGACGCGCGCAGGCCAUUCGUUUUUGUGAAAGUGUGAAAAGAAAGCGUCUCUCAUUUGUAUCUUGUAAAAUUCCGUCUUUUCGUGUGGUUUGCCAUAAUGUUUACACGAGGUACAUGUUUGCGUACACCAUGGAGCUGCACCCUUCGAUGGGUGGUGGUGAUGGGAUGAGGGCGGUAAGAUUUUGGACAGGGGGGAAACAGCAAUGAUGUAUCUCCUUGUACUAUACAUAUUUGAUCGAAACAUUAUUGUGCUUGUUAGGAAAGCAAAUUUCUGGGAUUUUUGUUGUGGCUGCAUCGUGUGAGUUGCUGCCGAUCCGGAAUACUUUGGCACCAUUUGUCGACGUGUUGUGGACUGGUGGGUCUGUUGAGACGGGGAGCAGAUCUCACAGGAUAUGAUGGCGGAGGACGUGGGGCCACAGGUCGAAGGUACCUGGAGGACUUGUUCUGGAUCGCAAGUCUCUGUUUCGUUCGUUGUUGGUGGUAGGAGACCUGUGGUGUACUCCAUGAUUCGCACCAAAAACAUCGCGAGCAAAGGGAAAGUUUGCUUGUGACGACGGGAAUCGACCGGUCAAGUGUUUGAUCAGUACGGAGAGAUGAUGGUACCGGGCAGAGAGAUCGGAACGGUUUUUGAUGUCAAGAC